Molecule: messenger RNA, 870 nt
Organism: Parnassius mnemosyne (clouded apollo)
Lineage: Eukaryota; Metazoa; Arthropoda; Insecta; Lepidoptera; Papilionidae
Source: the annotation of a GenBank genome assembly
AUGAACGUUCAAAGAUCUCCGUCUGUGGCUAAAGUUGGUCUUGCUAGCUGCCAGCCCGAUCUUGCUAAAUGUGAUAUUGAGGUUACACAGCAACGCAAUACUACCCUCCGAGGAUCAAAAAGAAAACAACCAGAAGAAACAAUGAAAUUAGAACUAAAUGACUUUAGGAAAGAGAUGAUGUCCUUUCUUACCGAUUUCAAAACUUCCCAGGAUGAGAACAUUAAAAAAAUAUAUGAAGAAAUAUCAUCAUUAAAAGAACAACUAUGUGAUCUAAAAUAUAUAUCAGACAGUCUUUCUCAGGACCAAGUAAAUAUUAAGGACACUUUAAAUGCUAUACACUCAGCUCAACAGGCCACAGCUGCCACAAUCACCGAAAUGCAAAUCUCCUUAGAAUUCUCAUCCAAACGCAUUGAUACCCUACAAGAACUCGCAACUUCUUCCGAAGAAAAACUUAAGAUACAAAGUCGUGAAAUCUUGGAAAUGCAAGUGAUAUUAGAUAAGCUUUCCAUAGAAAACCGAAGACAAGAACAGUGGGCACGUCAAUUGAAUGUAGAAAUGGUGGGAGUACCAGAAAGUAAAAAUGAAGAUCUAACCAGUUUAGUAUUACGCAUCGCAGAAAAAGUGGGUGUUGCGAUGAGCGCCGGAGAUAUAGAAAGCUGCACAAGAGUGCAAGCUAAAAAUCCCGUUAAAGGUCGACCUCGUAAUAUUAUCAUAAAAAUGCGCUCCCGUAUUUACAAGGAUAAUCUUAUUGCUGGCGUUAAAAAACAUCGUGGCAUCACCACUGGAGAUCUCGGGCAUGGAGGCGUGCAUCAGUAUAUAGUAAACAGUGUUAUUACAAAUAUUUGGAGACUACUCAACAAGCCAUAUUGA